Molecule: messenger RNA, 2335 nt
Organism: Tupaia belangeri chinensis (Chinese tree shrew)
Lineage: Eukaryota; Metazoa; Chordata; Mammalia; Scandentia; Tupaiidae
Gene: CCDC142
Product: coiled-coil domain containing 142
Source: RefSeq, a predicted model, not a curated record
GUGGGAAUCGUUAGUGUCGUCCGCGGACCGGUCGCCCAUGGCCCAGGCGCCUCGCUCUGGUGGUCUUCUGCCUCCGCUCGCUACCGUGCCCCCGUGUGCGCAAGCCGGGGGCGCUGGGGAGGAGCGAUGGGAAGGAGGGCGGGCGGGCACCGCGAGCGGGAGCAUCUCCUCCUGGCCCGGGACUACGCUCGCCACCUGCAGGCUGCCGUGAGCCUUCUGAGGACCCUAAGUCCUGGCACGCCAUCCCAAGGCCCUGGACGCUUGCCCGAUCUGUGCCGCGACCUGCAGUUGCUCCCUUCCCGAGGGGCAGUUCUGCGAAUCGGGCUUCGGGAGACUCUGGAGCCGCUACUCGCUGCGCGCCCCACUGGAUUGGCCGCUCAGCGCCUGGAUGCUGCCAUCGAGAUGCACCUUCGCGCUCUGGGCCGGGCACCUGCAGGCCCAGAUCUGUCUUCCCGACUAGCCGAGCUGUUGCUGGCACUUCCCUCCUACCACAGGCUGCAGGGGAAAGCCGUGAGCCAGGUCCCAGGGUCGGCGCGCCCUUUCCCCCCUGCCCGUGUGCUCCGCCUCCUGGCGGCAGAGCGGGGUUGCCAGGCGGCUAAGCGGCUGGAAGAGGCGCUCAGAGGAUCCGGCUUGCGGGAGCAGCUCCGCAGGCAGUGCCAUGAGGAGCGGGAGCUGCUACCCGGGCUGCUGGGCCUGAUGGGGGGCGUGGCCGGUGGACUGGGCCUUGGAGGGGCUAGAGCCCUGUGGAGCCAAUAUUGGACCCUGCUGUGGGCAGCCUGUGCUCAGAGUCUGCAUCUAAAUCUAGGACCCUGGAGGGAUCCCAGGGGAGCGGCACAGCAGCUGAGUCAGGCCCUGGGUCAGGCAUCGUUGCCUCAAGAGUGUGAGGAGGAGCUGGCUUCUCUGUGUCACAGACUACGUCAUCAGUCUACUAUCUGGAGCUGGGACCGAGGUUUCUGCCAGGCCUUGGGGUCAGCCCUCGGGAGUCAGAGCAGCCUUCCCUCGUCCUCUUGUACCACUCAACUCUUGCAACAGCUCUUCCCUCCUCUCUUGGAUGCCCUUCAGGAACCCACGUCUGGAUUGACACUCUGUCAGCCUCCAAGUCCUGGACCUGUUGCCCUAGGGCUCUGUACCCUUCAGACCACCUUGCUCUGGCUCCUGGGCAGAGCUCAGCAGCACCUGGCAGCGUGGGCUCCAGGUUCCUUCCUGCUCCUGAUCCAAAAGGACUUACCUCCAUUACUGCAUGAGGCUGAAGCUCUGUCUAGCCUGGCCUCAGAGGGAAGCUCCGUUCUGGAGGCAGAGCAGCAGCUGAGCCGGGAGAUCCAGAAGCUGACUGCACAGAUCCAGCUGCUGCCUGAAGAGUCACUAAGUCUCUUUUUUCAAGAAUGUCACAAACAAGCCACACAGGGCUUCAAGCUGUACAUGCCACAGGGCCGGUACUGGCGGCUUCGUCUCUGUCCUGAACUUCCCAGCGUUCCUAGUGAGUAUGCAGGGUUGGUGGUCCGUACUGUACUGGAGCCUGUGUUGCAAGGACUGCAGGGAUUGCCAUGCCAAGCCCAAGCCCCUGCCCUUGGACAGGCACUGACAGCCAUCCUGGGUGCCUGGCUUGACCAUAUCCUCACCCAUGGGAUCCGGUUCAGCCUGCAGGGAGCGCUGCAGCUCAGACAAGACUUUGAAGUGGUCAGGGAGUUGCUGGAAGAGGAGCAAUGGGGCCUGUCGGAGGAUCUUCGUCAGACUCUGUUUAUGCUCAGUAUCUUCCAACAGCUGGAUGGGGCCCUGCUGUGUUUGUUGCAGCAGCCCCUCCCCAAGCCUCAAAUCCACAGAAGGCCUCCGUGUUGCUGUUCUGGUAAUGAGGUCCAAACCAUGGAAUUGCCUAGCAGCAGCCUCAACAGCCUGGAGAAUUUGGAGCCCUCGUUCAGGCCUGGAACAUCCCCAGCCCAGACAGCUCAGCUGCUACGGACUAUGUGGGGAGGAGGACCUAGCCCUGAGGCGUACCUGGUGGGAAAUCAGCAGGCCUGGCUUGCACUGAGGCAGCACCAGCACUCCCGUUGGCACCUGUCUAUUCUUUCCUGCUUGGGGAUCAGUCCUGACUCCUGAGGAGCCUGGAACCAGAAGGCAGAAGGCAGAGCCUCCCAUCUGUAUGGAAAAGAGACAGACGUUUAGAAAUGCCUAUUAAAGAAGCCUAGAACUGGGAAAUUGAAAGAAAGCAUACCUGAGAACCAUAAGCUAUGAAGAGCCUAGACUUACCAUGCUAAGCAUCUAAGAUCACUCUGGCAUUUGGAAUCCAGAGUAACGGGCAAAACCACAGCCUGGAACCUGAAUGUCACCAUCCGUAAGC